Messenger RNA from Penicillium alfredii, 318 nucleotides. It is a transcript of the gene pam18, whose product is annotated as putative mitochondrial DnaJ chaperone (Tim14). Bases 1 to 318 code for a protein of 105 amino acids. Gene Ontology annotation, cellular component: PAM complex, Tim23 associated import motor. Gene Ontology annotation, molecular function: ATPase activator activity. Gene Ontology annotation, biological process: protein import into mitochondrial matrix. The transcript is spliced from 4 exons. The record is from RefSeq and is a predicted model, not a curated record. Lineage: Eukaryota; Fungi; Ascomycota; Eurotiomycetes; Eurotiales; Aspergillaceae.
AUGGUGACGACUCUUGUUGCUGGUCUUGGUGUGGCUACUGCGGCCUUCUUGGGUCGCGCUGGUCUAGUCGCCUAUCGCCGCUCCAAGGGUGGCGUCAACGCUGCCGGAAAAGCAUUCUACAAGGGUGGAUUUGAACCGCGCAUGAACCGCCGCGAAGCCUCCCUAAUCCUGGAACUUCCUGAACGAACGUUGAACAAGGACAAGGUGCGCAAGAAGCACCGCCAGCUCAUGCUGCUCAACCACCCCGAUCGUGGCGGCAGCCCGUACUUGGCCACCAAGAUCAACGAAGCGAAGGAGUUCCUCGACAAACAUACCUAG